CAGCAAACCAUCCUCACAUGAUGUCAGCUUGCAAGAUCUGAACACCGGGAUAUAUAUAAAAUGAACGAUGUACAUUAGUUACUCAUUCGUUAGUUUGUGCUCAACACGAAUACUAAGCAACAUGCUCAAAUACGUGGUACUCUUCAGUGUGGUGGCAGCAUUAUGCGCAGCCGCACCUCAGCAAAACCCACAAGACGUGCAGAUCUUGCGCUAUGACAGCAACGUUGAACCCGACGGUUACAACUUCGUAUAUGAAACCAGCGAUGGUACAUCUCGUCAAGAGGAAGGCAAACUGGAUAACCCACAGUCUGAAAAUGCAGCUCUUACUGUAACUGGCCAAUAUUCUUACGUCGCGCCAGACGGUAAACACUACACUGUGACCUUCACCGCUGGACCCAACGGCUUCCAACCUAAAACAUCCCUUGGACAAUAAAAGAUAAUUUUAAAAGAAUAAUACUUCGCUGUAAAUACUCCUUUAAAACGGUGGCUCUUAAAAAGCUGAAAUAUCUACCACCUUAGACCAGUUAACAAGAUCUCAGUCACCCGACACAUGGUUACCCGCAGUGUUAGCAUGAAGCAUCUAGAAUGAGAGAUAAACGUAUCUAAAUUCUUGUGCCAUAAAAAAAUCUUUAUACUUUUUUACUUUUACAAAAACACUUGUGACUCGAUAUAAUUGAAAUAAUAAUAAAAUAAAAUAAACUUAAUCUAAAUUGCAUUGUUUUAUUCAAGUUUUCACACUUAAAUCAUCAUGCGCUUAUG
Molecule: messenger RNA, 759 nt
Organism: Diatraea saccharalis (sugarcane borer)
Lineage: Eukaryota; Metazoa; Arthropoda; Insecta; Lepidoptera; Crambidae
Source: the annotation of a GenBank genome assembly